Messenger RNA from Lates calcarifer (barramundi perch), 3825 nucleotides. RefSeq names its product hephaestin-like 1b (gene hephl1b). The transcript is spliced from 20 exons. The record is from RefSeq and is a predicted model, not a curated record. NCBI's taxonomy places the organism in Eukaryota, Metazoa, Chordata, Actinopteri, Centropomidae. Gene Ontology annotation, biological process: iron ion transport. Bases 198 to 3506 code for a protein of 1102 amino acids. Gene Ontology annotation, cellular component: plasma membrane. Gene Ontology annotation, molecular function: ferroxidase activity; copper ion binding.
AUAGGUCAACUGUUUUUUUUUGUUUUUUUUCGUUUUACAGACUUUCGUAAGUACAGCACAACACCGCUCGCUCAGUGUAAAUACGUGCUUGCAUGGAGGAGUCAGCGAAGGUUUCCACUUGUUCCUCUUGAAGCAGAACCCGCUAAAACACCGUGCCCGUGCUGCCCCUGCCUCUGACGGAGCGAUCACUUGGGAACAUGGCAAGGACUUUGGGGCUGUUUGCGACUUGUUUGUUAUUUCUUCUCUCCUCCGGUGCGGAAGGGAAGCUCAGAAAAGAACGUAUUUACUAUGUAGGAAUCACUGAGGACUCGUGGGAUUAUGCACCAAGUGGAAAAAACCUGCUCAACGGACUAAACAUCGAAGACGAUGAGCAUGCAUCUGUAUUCCUGCAAAGAGGACCCCAGCGUAUUGGCAGAGUUUAUAAGAAGGCUAUGUUCCGACAGUAUACAGACGCUACUUACACCGUACAGGCUCCCCGGCCGAACUGGUUGGGCUUCCUGGGGCCUAUACUGCGAGCUGAGGUUGAUGACGUUAUCGUGGUCCACCUGAAGAACUUUGCAUCUAGAAACUAUUCUAUGCAUCCCCAUGGAGUUUUCUACGAGAAGGAUGCAGAGGGGGCACUCUACCCGGACGGGACAUCGGGCAAUUUGAAGAAGGAUGACUCUGUUCCUCCGGGAGGCAGCUAUACCUACCGCUGGGAGGUCAGGCCGGAGUUUGCCCCCACGGACGACGAUGCCAACUGCCUGACCUGGAUCUACCACUCUCACGUAGAUGCUCCCAAGGACAUCGCCUCAGGACUUAUCGGGGCCCUGCUCACCUGCAAGAAAGGAAUCUUGAAGGAGACUAAUGAACCGGUUCCAACAAAGCCAGGGUCUGUCGUAGACUCAGUUCGAAAUGAUGUGGACCAGGACGUCUUCCUGAUGUUCAACGUGGUGGAUGAGAACCUGAGUUGGUACCUAGAUGACAACAUUGAGAGCCUUUCUAAUGCCACCGGAGUCGACGUAGAAGACCCCAACUUUGAAGAAUCAAACCUGAUGCACGCUAUUAACGGGUACAUGUUUGGUAACCUGCCCGGGAUCGAGUUGUGCCAGCACCGUGCUGUGGCCUGGCAUUUGUUUGGCAUGGGUAACGAGGUAGACAUUCACUCUGCCUUCUUCCAUGGGAAUACACUGCUGGACCGCGGCCACCGCACCGACGUCCUCAGCCUUUUCCCAGCCACGUUCGCUACCGCCAACAUGGUUGCGAAAGCAACGGGAAAGUGGCUGCUGACCUGCCAGGUCAAUGACCACUUGCAGGCUGGGAUGCAGGCCUUUUAUGAAGUGAGGUCAUGUGGCAGUGAGACCAACGCCACAGCAAUGCCUGGUGUUGUGAGGAAUUACUACCUGGCAGCAGAGAGAGUAGAGUGGAACUAUGCUCCCUCGGAAAAGGAUCUGAUUAACAAUAAUGUAUCCCUCACCGAGGUCGGCAGUGCAUCAGAGGUGUUCUUUGGCAGAGAUGGUGGAAGAAUCGGAGGUCAGUACAUGAAAGUGAUAUACACAGAGUACACAGAUGAUACCUUCACCACCAAAAAACCACCAGAAAAUGAUUUAGGAAUCUUAGGUCCAGUCCUGAGGGGAGAGGAAGGAGACACCCUCAGAGUAACAUUCAAGAACAUGGCUGAUAGAAAUUACAGCAUCCAGCCUCAUGGCCUGCACUAUGAUAAACUCUUCCAGGGAAGCAGCUAUGAGGACGGUGCUGAAAAGCCUGGCGCCCACAUUGGUCCACAUGAGAGCUUUGUCUACACCUGGCAGGUCCUAGAAGGUCCGUCCUCAUCUGAUCCCCCCUGUAUCCCCUACCUGUACUACUCUGGCACCGAUCCUGCCUGGGACACCAACUCUGGAUUGGUGGGGCCUCUGCUCGUGUGCAAGAAAGGAACGCUGGGGGAGAAUGGAAAACAGAAAGGUGUGGAUAAGGAGUUCUUCCUCCUUUUUUCUGUUAUGGAUGAAAACAUGAGCUGGUAUUUGGAGGAGAACAUUGAGGUGUUUGGCAGCAACGAGACAAAUCCAGAGAGUGAGGACUUCGAGGAGAGCAAUAAGAUGCACGCCGUUAAUGGACGCAUGUACGGGAACCUCGCCGGCCUGGAGAUGUGUGCUGGGGACAAGGUUUGGUGGUACACCUUCGGGCUCGGUACAGAGGUGGACCUCCAUGGUGUUUAUUUUGAGGGGAACACCUUCAAGAAGCAGAGCACGACGCGCGACACUCUCAACGUGUUCCCUCACACCACUGCUACUGCCUUCAUGCAGCCAAACACUCCUGGUGUGUACGAGGUGAGCUGCAGGGUAACAGACCACUACUCAGCUGGCAUGAGGCAGCGGUACAGAGUGGAUUAUUGCCCAGGAAAGAAAGUGAAGAACACGCAAACACAACCAACCAAGAUCGUGCAGUAUUUCAUCAGCGCUGAAGAAAUAGAGUGGGACUACUCACCUGAGAGACACUGGGAGCUGGAGAACCAUGCCACAUCAGAGGACAGUCCAGGCAGCAUAUUUGUGGAGAAAGGGAAGAACAAAAUUGGCUCACGCUAUAAGAAGGUGGUGUACAGAGAAUACACCGAUGACACCUUCAGAGUUCAGAAGGUACGGCAGCCCAGCGAACAACACCUGGGAGUUAUGGGUCCAAUAAUCAAAGCAGAGGUAGGAGAGCAGAUCGUGAUCACGUUCAAGAACAAAGCCACCCGGUCAUACUCGAUCAGUGCACAUGGAGUUAAAGCCAGUGGCGCGCAUGUUCAUGUCAAACCUGGUCACAUACUCGAGCUGACGUGGGAUGUUCCUGUAAGCUCUGGUCCAGGGGUCACAGAUCCUAACUGCAUCUCUUACGCCUACUACUCCAACGUCGAUUUCAUUAAGGAUCUGUACAGUGGUCUUUUGGGACCUCUGGUUAUAUGCAGGCGCGGGAUUCUGCGGCGCGGUGUGGAGCCCGACAGACAGAGGGGUGACGUGGAGAAGGAGUUCGCGCUGCUCUUCAUGGUGCACGACGAAAACCAGUCCUGGUACUUGGACGACAAUAUAAAGGAGUACCUUGGCGUCGACCCUGACACCUUCAAGCCGGACGAAGAAUUUGAAGAGAGUAACAUGAUGCACGGGAUCAAUGGUAGGCUCUACGGUAACCUCCAUGGACUAGAGAUGAUGCAGGGCCAGAAAGUCGACUGGUAUCUCCUGGGCAUGGGCAACGAAGUGGACAUGCACACAGUUCACUUCCACGCUGAAACUUUUACCUACAAGAUGGACCGCGUGCACCGAGCAGACGUCUUUGACCUCUUCCCCGGGACUUUUCAGACUGUGGAAAUGGUGGCCGGGAACCCAGGAACGUGGUUGCUACACUGUCACGUGACUGACCACAUCCAUGCUGGCAUGGAAACCACAUUCACCAUCAAAGAAAAGUCCUCACAUGCACCAGGAAGUGAAACCUCCAUAAAGGUGCUGCUGCUUUCACUGGCACUUGCUCUCAUUGCUGCGGGUGGACUGCACUGAUGAGAGGUCUCUAACACUGGACAUUAUGUGUGUAACCACAAUAAUGCACUUAAAAAUUCAAGGGACAAAAUCACUUUUGCGUAUGUGUUUGGUGGAGGUUAUGUGCUGUAUAUAAAUGCCAGGCAAUGAUCAGGCCAGUUCAAAUAUACCAAGAUCUGUACAGUGAUGUCAAAAGUGAAUGACUUUUAUAUUUGUGGACUGUUCCUAUGUUGUUCUGUUUUCUGUCAUGUUGCACUGUGGUUGAUUUUGUUAGUUUUGCUGUUAUACCAAAUAUUUGAUUCUGGUGAUGAAUGUGCAAUAAAACAUUGCGAUAUUCGUG